Molecule: messenger RNA, 2700 nt
Organism: Peronospora matthiolae
Lineage: Eukaryota; Oomycota; Peronosporomycetes; Peronosporales; Peronosporaceae
Source: the annotation of a GenBank genome assembly
AUGAGCGACCACAUGUCGGACGACUUGCUCUGGUCCCUGGACAACUUGAUCAAGCAAGACACCAGCGCUACGAGCAAUGACGACGACGACGACGACCUCGUGCGUACAAGUUUCUUUGCACGGGACAGUUCUCUCGGACACUCGAUGAUCGGCAAUGACCUGGUCUUUGGCCGUCGAGAAUCUGUGCGACUGCCGCCUCCUCAGAACCGCGAGACGAUCACCAGUAGCCGUAGUGGCUACGGACGAUUGACGGGAUUAGUUGGCUACGGAAUUGACGAGGACGAACUGACGGACGACGAGACAAUUGGACCAAUCGAAGAGCGAGUUCCUGCUACGUUGAGCUCUCAACAGCCAAUUGCCAGCAGCAGCUACGCCAGACAGUCGUCGAUUCGAUGCAGUAUCAGUGAAGGCACGGACCGGUCUCUUUCGUUUGCUUCGGAAGAAGGACUGAAUGCGAUGGACAACAGUUCGUCGUCGUCGUCAUCAUUUACGAAACGAACUCGCUCGGCACGGCGAUUGAGUGACGGCGAUCAAGGGACGUACGAACAGCGGAUUGAAGCUUCUCUUGCUGGGUACAUUACGAAAUCCUUGAAUGUCGAGUCCCGCAUUGCAGCGGAAGCGCAGUUGACUCGACAAUUUACGAUCGACGAUCUUGGCUAUUUUUACCCGCAAUUUGGACGGGACAUUUAUCUUGAACGACUUGGACGCAGUUUACAAGAUGAAGAAGGAGGUGAGAAAUCGCUGGCAUCGUAUCGUCGAUCGACGAUGCAGAGGAUGUCGACGGCAGAGGAUAUUAUCCGACAGGGAUGGAUCUUUAAGCGUGGCGAGGUAGUUCCGAGCUUUCGAAAACGCUGGUUUACGCUGCGUCGAAUGCCGCAAGGACCGAUGCUGACGUACGCAAAGGACAGUAACGAGGAUUCACCAACUAAAGUAGUCGAUCUUAGCUCGACAUCUCGCUGCAUGGUUGUUACGGGCAAAGGUGCUAAGGAGCAUGAAUUUAAGGUCGUGACGUCUGCUGAUUCUUCGCAGCGUGAAUUCUGCAUGUUAGCGGCAUCGAGUUAUGAGAUGACUCAGUGGGUGUGCGCGAUUCAAGCUGCAAUCAACUCGGGGAAUCGCUCUACGUUCGAUGGUGUGAAUGAUUUCCAGCAGCUGUGGCAUGAAGCCGGUAUCCAGGGAUUUCUAGUUCGUUACGGUGUGCGUAAGUGCAGUUCCCGAAACCGGCUUCAAACCAGGGUGCUGGAGCUAAACUUUGCUGAGCAGACUCUUACCAAUUCUAGGAGAGGGGAGACUCUCACAACGUUUCAUUUUACGGACAUUCGUGGCAUAUCAGUGAGUAGUGUGUGCUCCCGUGGAGAGGAGUAUGGCAUCAGUAUUGAUUUUCAUGGACGACAUCGAUCUUGGCCGAUUUUCUUGGAUACUAGGGAAGCACGUGAUGACUUGUUUGCGAUCUUGAAACGGAUCGUGGACAACGUAGUAUCAGGUGACGACCUUGAAAAGCGGUCAUCGCGCUUAACACUGAAGACUGGCCGCGUUGAGACUAAAAAUGCUGGACCUCAUGCCACUUUGCGUGGCCGCCUUCUUGUGUGUCUGCAUGAAAACUGCAUCAUGUUUUAUCCAGCAGACGGGGAUGCCAGCACGCGGCCGUGGUAUGUUGUUGCCCUGAAGGGUCUUCGUCUCGCGGUCCGAGAAGAAAAGCGUCUUCUUUAUAUUAGCCGGUUGGCGUUAGGAUGCGCGUCCGCCGCCGAGUGUCGCGCCUGGUAUGAUGCUAUCUCAGCGGCAAUGUGCCUGCCAUCGGAGAUUAUUGAAAUUGAGCUGAAGGAGCGGGCGAAAAUCCGCUCCGUCUUUCAGUCGUGUGUGGCUCGGCUGCGCAAAUUGCUCAAGGCCAGAGUGACGCCUGAGUCAAAUGGCCCACCAAAAGACCAGAAAACGGUGAACAUGAUGAUCAAGAAACUUUGGCAUCUUGUCUUUCCCGGAGAGUCGUUUACGUCAAAUAAUGACCCAAAGUGGCUCGAGAUUGGAUUUCAAAGAGGAGGUCCGGCGUCUGAUCUUCGUUCAAGCGGUCUACUUGGAUUGUACUGUCUUAAUUUCUUCGCUGGAUACCCAUCGAGUGAGUUUCAGCGCAUAUUGGAGCGCACGCGGCAUGGUGUGAGUGAAGGCAACAUGAAAAAUUAUCCGCUGGCUAUUGCAUGUAUUAACGUGGCGUCGAUUUUGACUGAGACGCUCGGUUUGGGUGAUGCUGGAACGCAUUCGGAAGGUUGUUCGCCCAAUGCUAUGAAAGUGUACAGUCACUUGAUCGCGCAAAGUGUCAGUGAGUCACGGUCUACCAAGCAAACGAUGACGCAUUCGUCGUCUCGGCCGUUGAGUGCGUACAAGUCCUGGGAAGAUGUUGUCGAUGAAGCGGAGAAUCACGUGUUUGAGAUCAUCUUUUGUCUUCUCUUUCCGGUCCUGGACUCGCUGUUUGUCGAAAUGGGAGCGGGAUACAUGGAGUUUGGACAAGUCAUCACUGCGUUUCGAUGCCGAGUGAACACCAUCUUCAAUGCUCAACCAAAAUCACUGAGGGAGCUUCAGAAGUUGGCGAGUGAGCCCUGUACCGACACACUUUCAGUGCCAUCGAUACUAAGCAGUAGGCACACAAUAGGCAAGAGUAGUAGGGGCAAGAAAGUUGGAGGUAUGUUGCGUAACGAAAGCAGUCGAGACUAG